AUGUCGGCUGCCGCUUUCGAACAGGCCACUCAGGACAUCCUGAAGCUGACCAAACCGGUUGAGGAUACCGUUCAGCUUCAGAUUUAUGCUCUUUACAAGAUAGCCAGAAACGAGGAUAUCUCCAAAUCCAAACCUGGCAUGUUUGAUAUUAAGGCCAAAUAUAAGAAGAAUGCGUGGCAAGCUAGCCUCGACAGGGGAGUCACGCCAGAGCAAGCUCAGAAGGAAUACACUGAGACGAUUGAGAAGCUCAAGGUCACGCAUGGUUAUGAUCCCAACAAGGUCCCCGAGAAGGUCCGCGCAUAA
This is a messenger RNA of Sporothrix schenckii 1099-18, 303 nucleotides long. Its product is annotated as diazepam-binding protein inhibitor (GABA receptor modulator, acyl-CoA-binding protein). The transcript is spliced from 3 exons. The record is from RefSeq and is a predicted model, not a curated record. The coding region runs from base 1 to 303 and encodes 100 amino acids. Lineage: Eukaryota; Fungi; Ascomycota; Sordariomycetes; Ophiostomatales; Ophiostomataceae. Gene Ontology annotation, biological process: fatty acid metabolic process. Gene Ontology annotation, molecular function: long-chain fatty acyl-CoA binding.